ACUGUUACAAUCACUCUUCCACACUAUCUCAUUUUUUGUCAUUUCCCUAAUGGAGUUGAUCCUGACCUAAUUUUUAAGUUUUUUGUACAGACAAUAUCAUCUUGUCCGAACUUCAAAUGCCCAGCUGCUUUCUGACACUGUGAAAGAAAAGUGCACACUCUGAAAACCUACUUAUGUCAGAGAGAUAUUGUUCUUAACUGUACUUUCCAGAUUCAAGUGUCACCGUUUUCAUUGCAGCAGUGGAGACAGAACAGCCAUCAGACAGAAAUAUUUCCUCUCAGCAAAGGAAGGUGCCUGCAGCUUGCACAGCUCUGACCAUUCAUUCAAGAUAUACUGGCAUAAAUGAACAAUUCAACAUGUUUUCUUCAGCCAUCGUCAGCUACCACUGUAGCUCUACCUGUCAUCUACUCCUGCCUAUUCCCUGCUGGAAGCUUUGGAAACAUUCUUGCUGCCUGGAUAUUUUUAAGGAAAGCACCUACAAGGAGAACACAACACAUUUACCUGGCAAACCUCGUGACUGCAAAUCUGUUUGUAUGCAGCACAAUGCCCUUCCUGGCUGCCUACUUUGCAGGAGGGAAGCGCUGGAGCUACGAGUCCUUGGAAUGCCGGAUAGCACAUCACCUCGGGACGCUGGUCAUGCACGUCUGCAUGUAUGUGACCAUCAUCAUCCUGUGCUCAAUUGCUCUGAGCCAGUAUGCAACGCUGAGGAAGAACUGUGACACACAGUACUCCCAAGCAGUUAAUGAAAACUUCUCCAGAUGUUUGCUUCAAGCGUUUCGUCAGCCAAAAUUUGCUAAAUAUUUGUGCAUCGGUAUAUGGCUUACUGUGCUCUGCAUAACAGUAACAGCUAUAACAUAUGAUGUCCAGGCAAGGGCUCUGGAAUACUUUCCCAGCUGCUACAACAUCCAGGUAGAAGCUAGUGAAUUUACUGCAAUGAUUGCAGGUUCUGUUGCCACUGCAUGUUUUUUUGUGUCUUUUAUGACAGUUCUGCGGUCGUACUAUUCUCUUACCAGACAUCUGAGUAACAUACAAAAAAAUAGCUGUAUUGGAGAAAAACAUCUAAUUUACAGUAAAGUGAAAAGAAACAUUCUUGUCAUCCAGAUGAUAUUAACUGUCUGCUUUCUUCCGUAUCAUAUUUUUAGGCCUCUUUUUUACAUACUGCUUAGACAUAAUGACUGCCCAAGGUUAAACUACUUAGUGGAAAUUAAAAAUUUCCUUACUUGCCUUGCUGCUGCUAAAAGCAGUUUAGAUCCAGUUAUAACCCUUCUGUUAGAUAAAACAUUUAAGAAAAGUCUUUAUGGCCUGUUUACAAAAUCCACACCAGAACAUCAAAAACGUGACGUUGAUAUUUCCACUGAAAUGGGAAGGAAUAUGGAAAGAUUUUAGUAACUAUAACUAUCAACAAACUGAUUUUAACUACCUAUGGCCAUGUUUUGAUAUGAAGUGGUAAAUAUUCAAAUAAAAUAAUAACAUUGUAUUUUUUCAAAUCAUCUUGCUUGCUACAUCAAUA
Molecule: messenger RNA, 1510 nt
Organism: Pseudopipra pipra
Lineage: Eukaryota; Metazoa; Chordata; Aves; Passeriformes; Pipridae
Gene: GPR82
Product: G protein-coupled receptor 82
Exons: 2
Coding region: 343-1386 (347 amino acids)
Biological process (GO): G protein-coupled receptor signaling pathway
Cellular component (GO): membrane
Molecular function (GO): G protein-coupled receptor activity
Source: RefSeq, a predicted model, not a curated record